This is a messenger RNA of Onychostoma macrolepis, 517 nucleotides long. RefSeq names its product deoxynucleoside triphosphate triphosphohydrolase SAMHD1-like. Gene Ontology annotation, biological process: dGTP catabolic process; regulation of innate immune response; defense response to virus. Gene Ontology annotation, cellular component: nucleus. Gene Ontology annotation, molecular function: dGTPase activity. The coding region runs from base 170 to 517 and encodes 115 amino acids. The transcript is spliced from 4 exons. Lineage: Eukaryota; Metazoa; Chordata; Actinopteri; Cypriniformes; Cyprinidae. The record is from RefSeq and is a predicted model, not a curated record.
CCUAUCAUUUAUGACCCAUUUUUAAUGUCUAUUUGACAGAGACUGUCAUCACCUGGGCAUCCGAAACAGCUUUGAUCAUCAGCGUCUGCUGAAGUUUGCUCGAGUCUGUGAAGUGAACGGGAGAAAUCACAUCUGCUUCAGAGAUAAGGAGGCUGAUAAUGUUUAUGACAUGUUUCGCACCCGAUACACUCUUCAUCGUCAGGCCUAUCAGCACAAGAUCUGCAACAUCAUUGAAGACAUGCUUGCAGAAGCGCUCGUACGAGCUGAUCGUGAUCUUCAUGAAGGAAAACCUGAAGACAUGCUGAUGAUUUCUGAAGCUAUAAAGACAGUAGAGGACUACAGCAAACUCACAGAUGAGAUCUUUGAGCAGAUCUUGUCCUCCACUGCUGAUAAUCUGAAGGAAUCCAGAGACAUCUUGAACAAGAUCAUCAGAAGAAAACUGCCAAAGUUUGUUGGAGAAGCUCGUCUGACUGAGAACAAAUCAAAGGUGACUGAAAAACACUGGUUUAGUGUUUGA